Molecule: messenger RNA, 975 nt
Organism: Clarias gariepinus (North African catfish)
Lineage: Eukaryota; Metazoa; Chordata; Actinopteri; Siluriformes; Clariidae
Product: succinate receptor 1-like
Exons: 1
Coding region: 97-975 (292 amino acids)
Biological process (GO): G protein-coupled receptor signaling pathway
Cellular component (GO): plasma membrane
Molecular function (GO): G protein-coupled receptor activity
Source: RefSeq, a predicted model, not a curated record
UAUUUAUACUAACUAUAUGUCCAAUAAUCUUUAUGGCUGCAGGACAACUGUUCCAGUGGUAUAACCCCAUUCUUAGAGAGAGUUUACCUCUCACCAAUGUAUGCUUUGGAAUUUACCUUCGGCUUCAUUGGAAACCUCAUGGUGGUCCUAGGCUAUAUCGUUUGCCUCCCUGCUUGGAAGUCCACAAACGUGUACCUGUUUAAUCUGUCUAUGUCUGAUCUUAUUUUUCUGUGCACUUUACCCGAGCUGUCCUAUAAUUAUGCUUACAAUUUGAAGAAAUUUAAUUCUUCACUAUGUGUGGUUAAUCGCUAUAUACUUAAUGUGAACAUGUACUCCAGCAUCCUUUUCAUGAUGUGGGUAAGUGUGGACCGGUUCUUGUUGAUGUGUCACCCACAGCGAGAACACAUCUUGUUGACUCUUAAGGCUGCAUUGUGCAUCAGCACCUUGAACUGGAUCUGGGUGACUAUUCAGGUUAUUCCCCUUAUGAUUUUCAUUAUCCAGGACCUGAAGCAAAAUGGCUGGACAGUGUGUCGUGAUUUUGGGAGCCUGGGAGAGGCCAGAGUUACUCUUAUCUACACCGGAGUACUCUCCAUAACUGGAUAUGUUCUUCCACUGCUGGCUUUAUUUCUGUCAUCACAAAGGUUGGUCUCUGUACUCGUGAAAAGAGAGGAAAUGCGUGGCACAUCCUUCCAAAGACCAGUAAGAAUUGUGAGAGUUGCAACAAUCAUGUUUCUGGUGCUCUACACACCCAUACAUAUAAUGAGGAUUGCGCGUAUUGCAUCAAGGCUUCCUGAAUUAAAUUUGUCAAAGUGCAUCAUAGACUAUAUAAAUGCAAUUUACUUAGUGACACGACCAAUUGCCUAUGUUCACAGUGUCAUCAACCCUGUGUUUUAUUUUCUUAUGACAGACAGCUUUAAAGAAGCACUGCAGGACAAGUGGAGGCAUAUUAAAAGGAUACUCAUGACUGCAACAUAA